AUGGGCCGUGGUUUAGACCUUAAAACUAUUACCGAUUGGACUGUGCUAAUUGGAACUGGUAUUUCGCUUUAUUAUUUAGUUAAUAAACUGUUAACAGAUGAGGGUGGUCCAAUAUCAAAUCCUUCAAAAGAAUCACGGGAAAAACAAUCAAUAGCAUGGCAAAGACUGCUUGAAUCCAAUCCUAAAUUGGCAAAUGUACAUCUCAGUGGUUAUGAACGUAAUGCUUUGAGUUCGGUUGUUGGUCCACAUGAAAUUGAUGUCACGUUUUCCGAUAUUGGUGGCCUUGAAGAUAUUAUAGAUGAGCUAACAGAAAGCGUUAUUUAUCCUUUGACAACUCCGGAACUAUAUAACCAUAACUCUUUGCUUGAAGCGCCAACAGGUGUUUUGUUAUAUGGUCCUCCGGGAUGUGGUAAGACUAUGAUUGCUAAAGCUUUGGCUCGUGAAAGUGGGGCGAAUUUUCUCUCUAUUAGGAUGUCAUCCAUCAUGGAUAAGUGGUAUGGUGAAUCUAAUAAGAUUGUUGAUGCUCUAUUUUCCCUUGCUAAUAAAAUACAACCUUGUAUCAUAUUCAUCGACGAGAUUGAUUCUUUCCUAAGAGAAAGAGCGUCUACUGAUCACGAGGUGACAGCAAUGUUGAAGGCAGAAUUUAUGACCUUAUGGGAUGGUUUGAGUUCUAACGGCAGAAUUAUAGUCAUGGGUGCAACCAAUCGGAUUGCAGAUAUUGACAGUGCAUUUUACAGAAGAUUAUCCAAACGGUUUUCUAUUCCAUUGCCGAAUGAAGAUCAACGUAGAAAGAUUUUAAAGGUCCUUCUAGAUGACGUUGAUGUAGAUGAACAAGAUUUUGAUCUUGAUUACAUUGUUAAAUGUACAACUGGGCUUUCUGGUUCUGAUUUAAAGGAACUUUGCAGGGAUGCUGCCCUAAAUGCAGCUCGUGAAUAUAUUAGACAAAAAAGAAAACUAGCUGCUGAACCAACUAAUGAUACUUCCUCUUUGAAAUUAAAGAUGAGACCAUUAAGGACUAAUGAUUUCCUAAAGAAUUUGAAGCAGGAUGCCAGCCAUCCGUUUAUGAGCUCUAUGGCUUUAGAUUAA
Molecule: messenger RNA, 1086 nt
Organism: Eremothecium sinecaudum
Lineage: Eukaryota; Fungi; Ascomycota; Saccharomycetes; Saccharomycetales; Saccharomycetaceae
Gene: MSP1
Product: protein-degrading AAA family ATPase MSP1
Exons: 1
Coding region: 1-1086 (361 amino acids)
Cellular component (GO): mitochondrial outer membrane
Molecular function (GO): ATP binding; ATP hydrolysis activity
Source: RefSeq, a predicted model, not a curated record